This is a messenger RNA of Penicillium bovifimosum, 2007 nucleotides long. RefSeq names its product putative glucokinase regulator family protein. Gene Ontology annotation, biological process: negative regulation of glucokinase activity; glucose homeostasis; amino sugar catabolic process. The record is from RefSeq and is a predicted model, not a curated record. Gene Ontology annotation, cellular component: mitochondrion; cytosol; nucleoplasm. Bases 1 to 2007 code for a protein of 668 amino acids. Gene Ontology annotation, molecular function: enzyme binding; fructose-6-phosphate binding; carbohydrate binding. The transcript has 4 exons. NCBI's taxonomy places the organism in Eukaryota, Fungi, Ascomycota, Eurotiomycetes, Eurotiales, Aspergillaceae.
AUGGAUCUCGGCAGUUUAGCCAACCUCCAAACGGAGGGGGUCAAUCCCCGAACCGUGCAUAUCGAUCGCAUGUCGACACUGGAGAUGUGUACUGUGAUCAAUGCGGACGAUCAGAAAGUGGCAGAGACAGUUGUUCCUUGCUUGCCCGUGAUUGCAGGCGCCAUCGACGCAUUGACCCCGCGGGUUCGACAAGGGGGCCGGGUGAUCUAUGUUGGUGCUGGAACCAGUGGAAGGCUUGGAGUCUUGGACGCAUCGGAGAUUCCCCCCACAUUCGCAGCACCUCGUGGACAGUUCGUCGGUCUCAUUGCAGGCGGCGAUGCUGCUAUCAGAUCAGCGCAAGAGGGUGCUGAGGAUAACGAGAAAGCAGGCGAGGAAGAGAUGAAAGCCCUGAACCUUAACCCUGAACUCGACAGUAUCAUUGGAAUUGCCAGUUCAGGACGGACACCAUAUGUACUGGGUUGCCUCGCUUUUGCUAAGAGCAUCGGCUGUUUGACAAUCGCUGUUGUUUGCACAAGUCCGUCCGCAAUAGGCUCUUCGGGUAAUACUGAUUUUCUUAUUGCACCCAUAUCAGGACCGGAAGUGGUCACUGGUAGCACGCGGCUAAAGGCCGGCACUGUGACGAAGCUAGUCUUGAAUAUGCUCAGUACUGGCACCAUGAUCCGCACGGGAAAGACCUACGGAAACAUGAUGGUUGAUCUCGUGGCCUCGAAUCUGAAACUCGAGCAGCGAUCCCGGAAUAUCCUGCGGAGGCUGAGUGCGAAGUGUCAUUCCGCGUCCGAUGAGGAAUUAGAUGAGCUCUUGGCGAAAAGCAACCGAAGUGUCAAGCUGGCUAUCUUGGCUGCAGAAAGCGGAGAGUCAGUUGCGACAUGCCAAGGCUACCUCGAGGCUGCUGGUGGAGUUUUGGCCAGGGCACUGGCUGUAAUCUCUAAGCCCAUCUCUAGGGCCAACGAACAGAAUCCCAUGAGCUCCAAAGCUACCCGAAAAUUCGUCUUAUGCAUCGAUGGCGGUGGCACAAAAUGUGCCGCUGUGGUGGCCGAAGGAACCAGUAUCGUGGGCCGGGGAUCCGCUGGUCCAUGCAAUCUAACCGACAGCAUCGGAAACAUUGAUAGUGUUAUUGACACUUUACUUGAAGCAACAAAGUCUGCGAUGAAAGACCACUUGCCAAGCGGCGUGGAACAGUUGGAGUCAUCAUGGAAAGCGUAUCUUCAAACGUGCUUCACCUCUGUGUGGAUUGGACUGGCUGGUCUAGAACGGGCUGGCUUGGAGGAAGUGCUGGCGCCCAAGUUGCGCGAGGCAUUCGGUAUUUCCGAGGAAAAUAAUUUCCGAUUGACCAACGACGUUGAUCAAUUAACCGCGGCAGUUCCAACAACGCAAGGUACCCCAUCUGUCCUUGUGUUGAUUGCGGGUACCGGAAGUGUUGCUAUGAGGUAUGAUUGGUCUCAGGGUCAGCAAAGAUACACUCGUUCUGCCCGUUCUGGAGGCUGGGGUCACAUGCUCGGGGACGAAGGGGGCGGCUACUCAAUUGGCAUGAAAGCCAUCCAACACACCCUUGCAGUCUCCGAAGACAUAACGCUAGGUCUCACCACCAGUGGAGGCGACGAACUCGCCAAGGCAGUUGCAGAGAAAUUGGGAUGUCAAGUCUCCGAGAGCGCCAGCGUACUGAACAACAUCCUUGCUCAGAACUAUUCUCGGAGUGUGAAGGCACGUAUCGCCAGUAUUGCGCCUGUGGUUCUCGAACUGAUGGAUGGAACCAAUACCGCGGGGGGUAUUGUGAAUGCACAGGUAGAGAAAUUAGUGGGCGAGACUCUCGGCCGUUUGGUGAAUCCUCAAUCCACUGGCUAUCACCCAUCAGAGGGUACUGUGUUAGUCUUGGCUGGGGGACUGAUGAAGAAUGCGAAGUACAGGGCCUCCUUGGAGGCACAAUUGAGCUCGCACAAUUUAUUGUUCCAAGGGACAGUGGUGGUUGAAGAUGCAGCCGGUGUCGGGGCCAAGUAUCUGAGUCGUUGA